Molecule: messenger RNA, 1660 nt
Organism: Aspergillus ruber CBS 135680
Lineage: Eukaryota; Fungi; Ascomycota; Eurotiomycetes; Eurotiales; Aspergillaceae
Exons: 2
Coding region: 100-1449 (449 amino acids)
Source: RefSeq, a predicted model, not a curated record
CACAAUGUAUAUAUAUAACACGCUGGAUUGCUGCCCGUGCUGACAGCGACAAACAUUCUAUGAUAGUCCUAUCCUUGAAUUUAGUGAAACAAAGACAAAAUGACCGAAAUAGACCCCAGACAAAGCGUUGAUCCGCUCCAGACACCAAAACCGCUGAAGCGGCCCCUCCCCAACGCCGCGCAGAUCCCUCUACGGACGUUCCAGUUACCGAACUUUCCUCCUGAAGCGGCGCAUCUCAAAGAGUUGACUUUGACGUCUGAUAUCAAGCAGUCGGAGUACUCAGACCUCCUCGCGUCGACUGCGUCCUCAGACGCGAUCUCGAAAUCCAUCCCCGAGGGGAUCGAAUCGCUUACCCUAGAACUCUUCUCUCUAGGCUACCCAGCAUCCUUCCUAACAAACCUAGCCCAGUCCCUCCCAAAUCUCAAAGCACUGACAUUAUAUUCCCACCUCAUCGACGGCAUCAGCGAUGCUUCGCGCAAAGAUGCAGGAGAAUUCAUCUUCAACACCCUAGUGGGCAACGGGAACAACGGCGGCGGAUUAAGAGAACUACAUCUCCUCGACGCUUUCUGCAGAAAGGGGUUUUAUGCUGGUGUUGGAGAGACGCUGGAGGAUUUGUACUUGGAUGGCGAGGCAGCUUCGGCGAUGCUUCUGCUUGAGGUGUCGUAUACGUAUCGCGGGCACUCAGAUCCGGGUUUUUUGUCGCGUGUUCACGGUGAUGAGAUUCCGUUGAUGCUGGUUCCGUCGUUGAUUGCGGUGUCGUUGAGGUUGUCUCCUCCGCCGCUGGAUCAGGCUGCGAGUGGGUUCUCUAACGGACUUCCAUAUGAUCCAGCAGAUGUGGAUGCGGAGGGAAACCCUAUCCCCGGGCAGAAACCGCAAGGCAUCAUUCCCUUCCCCUCAACACAUCCAGGGACAGCACUGCUGGUCGAGAAGCUCACGCCUACUCUGGAAACCCCUGAGGGAGAAACCGAGGGCCCACCAAUCCCUGGCCCGCAAGCCCUAAAAAUGCUCGACUCCACACUCUACACUUUGACGCUGGACGAACUUUCUAGGAUACUCGGUCACCAAACACACCUGGCUGUCUUGAAUGCCAGCGUCAUUGUAGGGAAAAAUGAGCCCGCCAAAAAGUCUAUCCUGAAUACAAUACGAUCUGCUAGUCCCGCUUUGGAAACGGUGGAGCUCGUGGGCGUUCCGGAGGAAUUCAUUGGGGUCAGCUCUACCUCUCGUAAUACCAUUGGUGAUCGUACUGACAAUGACCAGGAAUCCUCGCUUUCUGCUUUCCAUGAAGUUUUUCCCACUGCGGCGGACAUGGCAUCUUUAUCCGAGACUUUGCCGCAGCUGGACAGCUUUAGCAUGAAUAUCCUCUGUGCACCCAAGUUCGGAGCUGUGAGUUGGAAUAAACAGCCUGGUGGAGAGUGGACCGGUGGUUUUGUUGCAGAUGGCCAGGUAUAGUUGUGAAUUACUGUGUACACAGCAAACUUUGACUUCGUGAACUUCAAUAAGCAUCUUCUCUUGUUUACCUAGUGUGAAUCAAUGUAUAGCCCUAACCUCAUGAACUCGUAAACGUAGGUCAGUCGAACACACAUAGCACAUACACCUCAUUCGGACGCAGAAAGAAAGAAAACUACCGAACCACCUUCUCAAUAUCUGCCGCCCACAAAGC